AUGAAAAGUAACAAUGUGAUGAAAACCAAAACAUUAAGUUUAAUGAGAAAAUACAUAGAAACAAAUAAAAAUUUUUACAGAAAAGUUAUUAUAAAUCCAAUUCUAGAAGAUGAUUUGCAAAAAUUUUGUAAAAAUUAUUUUAGAAUAUAUACCUUCUCUUUAUAUAACUUCAUUAGGAGAUUAAUUUCUUUUGAUGCUAUAGUUGUGUAUUCGUUAUUUUUAAUUGUCUAUAUAAUUUCAGAAAUUAGUCAAGGAAUAACCAAAAGAUAUAUAUUUAUAGAUACAGCAAUUUCUCUUAGUUUAAAUUUUAUUAUUUUAGUUAUUAUAGAAUCUUUAUUUGAAUUAAAACAAUUCAAAGACAUCAAAAAUGCAAAUUCACAAUCCUAUCUUAGAAUAGUACCCAAAAUGUCUUAUUUUGAAAAAGUUAUGACUAAAGAUAUAAAAGUAGGAAAUAUAAUUAGGGUUUUUGAAGGUGAUGAAUUUCCAGCUGAUGUUGUUAUACUUUAUGUAAAAAAUAAUUUAAAUGCAGUUGUGGAUGCAUUUAAAAUAGAUGGACUAUUUAGAAAAAGCAUUAAGUAUCCAGUAGAUAAAUAUAAAAUUGAUAGGGAUUACUUAAAAAUGCUAUCAGAAAUAAAUGGUGUUAUUAGGUGUGAAUUACCUAACAAAAAUAUUUUCUGCUUUCAAGGAAGUUUUAAACUUGAUAAACAUCCAAGAUCCUUAUUUUUAAGUUAUGAAAAUUUUGCUCUACAAUCUUCUAUUUUAAAAGGAGCAGAAUAUAUAGAUGCAGUAGUUGUAUACACAGGGGCUGAUACAAAAAAAAAUUUGAACAUACCUCAUAAAGUGGAAGAGAAUCGAACAUUCUGCAUAAAAAUGAACAAUGUUGUUUAUUAUUUGAUUUUUAUGUAUUUUUUUUUUGUUCUAUUAAGUCUUAUAAUAAAAAUUGCAUUUUUUGAAAGAACAUUUUCAUAUCAAAAUAAAAAAGAAGGUUUUUUCACUAUUCUAGAAGAUUUUAUUGGACUAUAUAUAUUAGUCUUACCUAUUAUGAUGUACUCAGAGAAAAGUUUAAUAUACAUUAUUCAAAGUUUAAGAAUAGAAAAUGAUAUAAGAAUGAGAGGAGAUAUAAAAAAUGAAAAACCUAAAGUUUUUAAUAAAAAUAAAAAUGAUGCAUUGGGUACUGUAGAUAUAUUAGCAACAGCAAGAAAUGGAAUUCUUGUAAAUAAAAAAGAAUCAUUUGUAUCAUGUAUAAUUAAUAAUGUUAUAUAUUCAAAAAAUGAUUUUGUUUAUUCUCGUAAAAAUUUUAAACUACCCACUCUUAAUAUAUUGGAUGCAGAAAGAAAAGAUGUUAGAGAACUUUUAAACUUAGAUGAGAGAAUUUUCAAAGAUCCUGAAAAUUUAUUUUUCCCUUCAAGGAAUUUUACUUUAUUUUUAAAAUUAUUUGAAAAAAAAGUAAAUUCAAUAUAUGAUCCUGUUGUUGACAAUUUAUCUAUAAUACUUAAAGAAAAAUAUAAAAAUUAUUUUAAUGAAGAAAUUCUCAAUAAAAAUGUUAGAAUUACAAAUUUCCUAAAAUCCAAAUUAAACGUUGGAUAUAAUCAAUUUUAUGAGGAUAAUGAAAAUAGUUAUAAUUGUAAAGAAGUUAUUGAUGAUAUACAAGAUAACAGCGAUCAAUCAAAAAAAAUAGAAGAGUUUAUAUUAGGAAUGUGUGCUUGUAAUAGGAUAGUAAUUCACAAUGAGAAAUGUUUAGAUAUGAUACUAAAAGAAUAUAAAAGUGAAAGUCUUAGCGAUCAUUAUAAUAAAUAUGAGAACGAGAAUGAUAAUGAUGGAUAUAAUUAUGUAGAUGAAUCAGAUGAAGAAAAUUUUAAUUGUAUUGAGCAUGAAGAUAUAUGUCUAUAUAAUAUUGUAAAAAAUAUAGGAUUUAGCAUAUAUUGCUAUAAGAAUAAUUUGUCUUUUUAUAAUUUAAGAAAUGAAUGCAAAGAAUAUUUUUUAAUUUGUUUUCAUGAUUUUUUAAGAAUCAAUGAUUUUUCAAUGUGUAUCUUAAAGAAUAUAAAUGAAUUAGAUAAAGGUACAUUAUAUGUUAGAGGUUAUGAUUAUAACAUUAUUCCUUGUUUAUCAAAGAAAAAAAACAAUUUAAAAAAAAUAAAAAAACUUAUUAAACUGUAUACAUUGAAUUAUUUAAAAGUUAUAAUAAUUUGUAAAAAAGAAAUUAAUAAUGAAGAAAUAGCAAAGUAUAUUUUUCUAAAAAGUGUUAGAAAGAAAAUGUCUUUUAAAUUACACGAUUUAAUUAAAUUAUUUUUUUUAUUCGAUCUAGAAGUAAUAGGAAUAAUUGGUUUAAAAAGUUCUUUAAAAGAAGGAGUUAAAGAAACAUUUAGUGAUAUAAUAAAUUUUGAUAUUAGAUCAUGGAUUUUUACGAAUGAAUGUGCAAAAGAUACUUAUUUAACAGCUCUGGAAUGUAAUUUAAUUACUUCUAAAUCAAACUUAUUUUUAAUUAAUUUUUAUAAUAUGCAAAAUCCAGAAUAUAUGGCAAAUGUUUUAUUUAAUAAUUUUAUUGAAUCUUUAGAUAAAUUAAAAUCUAAUUCUUAUGCUAUUGCAAUAAAUGAUUUAAGUAUAAAAAAUAUUAUGAGUAAUGCUGAAACAAUGAAAAUUUUCUUAUAUAUAGCCAUGAGAGCUACAGUUGUUUUAUUUUGUAAGUUAAAAAAUGAAACAAAAGGAAAAAUAAUAAAAAAAUUACUUUCCUUAACAAGUCCCAGAUUAACAAUAUUAGGUGUUGGCUCCACUUUAAAUGAUGCCUAUUUAUUAAAAAACACAACUAUAAGUGUAUGUUUGAGUUUAAAUGAACAAGUUAAUGUUCUUUAUAAUAUUUCUGAUUAUGUUUUGCAUGAAUUUAAAUUUAUUAGUGAUUUACUAAUAUUAGGUCGAUCGAAUAGAUUUUCAUUAUGUAAAACAUUUUUAUGGAUAAUAUAUUUUAAAGUCAUGAUGGCUUCUUUCUAUUUUUUUCAUAAUUUUGAUAAUUCUUUUUCAGGGUCUUCUAUUUCAUCUAUAUUAUAUUCACAAACAACUUUUGCUAUUUUUCACUAUUUUUUAAUUAUAGCAUUUUCAGCUUAUGAAAUUGAUUUACCUUAUAAAUUUAUUAGGCAUGUUCCUUAUAUUUACCAAUUGUCUAGAAGAAAAUAUUUUCUAAAUAAUACAAUUAUAUUUUUGACUAUAUUAGAAGCUUUUGUUGUCUCUUUCAUUUCUUAUUAUAUUUUAAGAAAUAACGUUUUUCAUUUAAUUUCUCAUAGAGCUUUUACAUUUCAUAUAUUUAUCCUUAUUUUUUUUAUAACUUCCGAAAAAAUUGUUUUACUUUCAAAAACAUGGCAUUUAUAUUUUUUUAUUAUGACAGUUUUAAUUAUUUGCUUUUUAUUUAUAUAUAUAAAUGUAUAUACUUUAAUUGAUUGUCUAAAAAUAGGAAAGUGUGAAUUUGGCCUUUUUCAUACUGAAGAUUUAUAUUUUUGGUUGUCUUUAUUACCAAUUUUAUAUGUCAACUUUCUUAUUGAUAAAUUUAUGAAAUUUAUAAAUAAUAAAAUUUAUCCUGAUAUAUCGGAUUAUUUACGGAAGGGUUUAAUAAAUGGAAAUAUUAAAAAAAAAACAAAAGAUUCAGAAAACGAAAGUAAAAAUACAAAAGAAUUCUUAGAUUUUAAUAAAAAUAAAAAAUUACAAAAAUUAAUUCCUUCACCAAAUAUAUAUCACAUAAAAGAUGACAAUACAUAUUAUAAUAAAUCAAAAAAAACCAGAUUCAUUUAUAAUGCCUUCAGAAAAAUUAUAGAUAUAAAUGUGAAAUACAGGAAUCAACAAUUAAAUUUAGAAUAUAAAACAUAUGAAAAAAGAAAUAAAUUAAAAUUAAGAAUCAUUGUAAUUAUAUUGUUUUUUAUUUAUUUUAUAAUUUUUUUUUCUCAAAUAAUAACAUCUAAAAUUAUAAAAUAUCCAAUUAAAUGUUCUUCGAUACUUACUAUGGUGAAUUAUAUAUUAGCAACAAUAAUUUUAAUUUAUGUAAGAAGGAGAAAUAAAUCUAAUUCGACUUUUUUUUUCUUCUUGGCAAAAAUAUUAUUAAUAGUUGGCUCCUUUCUAGAAUUAUAUGAUAAUAUUAAUAAUAAUAUAAUAAAUUUGCUAGUUGCCUAUUCUUUCACAGUUACUUAUAUUUUUUUUUUUUCUUUUAAAAUUUUGGAAGGAUUAAUUAUUUGUGUAGUAAUGUUAUUUAUAGAUAUAUGGGUAUAUUAUAAUAAAAAUAUGCAUAUUAGUUUAGGAUGUUUAAAAUUUUGUGAUAACCCGUAUUUAACUAGAAAAAACUUAGAAGAAGUUAAUGUAUCUUGCUUAUGUAAGCAACAAAUAAUUACCUUUUUAAUAUGUAUGUUAAGUUUUACCUUAAUUUGUUUAUCCAUGAAAUAUUAUGAAAUUUAUUAUUUAAAGAAAAAGUUUUUAUUUAGAUACAAACAGAAAGUAAACUUAGCUAAACAAAUAGAAAUUUUACACACAAUGUUACCCAGUUUUUUAGUUGAAUAUUUGUUAAUAAGUGAUCCAAAAGCAGAUGGAAUAAUGGUAGGAAAAAAUAUAUCAGGUGAAGAUAGAGGUAUCAUAUCAGUAAUUUUUUGUGAUAUAGAUGACUUUCAAAAUAUGGUUACAACAUUACAACCACAAGCUCUAGUGGAAACAUUAGAUAACUUGUAUUUGUAUUUUGAUAAAUGUAUAAAAUACUUUAAUUGUAUAAAAAUAGAAACUGUAUUUGAAUCAUAUUUAGCUGCUUCAGGAUUAAAUGAAAAGCAAAAUGAUUGUAUAUAUAAAAUAAAAUAUGAUACAAAAUGUGCUAUCAAAUUAGCUAUAGCACAAUUAAGUGCUAAGUAUUAUAUAUCUUAUAAAGUUUUAGAUAUUCAAUCAAAUUCAUUAGAUAAUAACUUUCCAGUUGAUAAAUAUGUACAUAAAAGUAUUAGUUUAAGAAUAGGUAUACAUACUGGAAAGGCAAUCAGUGGUGUUAUUGGAUCAGUUAAACCACAAUAUUCACUUUUUGGUGAUACUGUUAAUACUGCAUCAAGGAUGAAGUCUACUUCGUUACCUGACCAUAUUCAGGUUUCUCACGAUACUUACAAAUAUUUAGAAGAAGAUAAAACAUUAUUAUGGAAAGAAAGAAAAAUUUUCAUUAAAGGAAAAGGAGAAAUGAAAACAUAUUUACUCGUAGAUAUAUUAGGUGACUCUAAAAACAAAAGAGAAAAUUCAGAAUUAGAACCUUCCAGCUCCGUUUUAUUAGAAAGUAGUAAUAAGAUAGAAAGAAAAAAAUAUGAGGAGAAAGAAGAGAUAAAAAAGGAAGAAGAGAGUGAAGAAAGGGAUAAAAAGACAGAAAAGAAAAAAAAAAAAAAAAAAAAAAACAAAAAGAUAGAAAAUAAAAAAGAAAAAGAAAAAAUAAAAACAGAUAAUAAAUUAAUUGAUGAUUUAUAUACAUGUGAUAAAGAAAAAAUCUACCAUAUAAAUGCUGACGAUGAUAAUAGUAUAGAAAGAGAAAGUUUCUUUACAUAUUCAAAACUGGAUGAUGAAAAGGCAAAUUAUUUAAGUUCUGACAAUUUGGAAGAAAUUAAAAGAUUAAAAAAAAAAUCACCACAUAAAUUUGAAUCUAGAGUUAUUUUAAAUAAUGAAACACUUAAAGGAAAAAAUGAAGAAUAUGAUUUUUUUACUUCCCCAUAUAGAGAUGAUACAGAUUUAGAUGAUAAGAAAAGUAAAAAAGUAAAAAAGAAAAAGAUGAAAGAAAAAACAAAAAAAAAAUUACGAUACUUAAAAGAAUAUUCUUCUAGCUUUAAUGGGGAAAUUAAAAUGCAAGAUGCUAUAAAAAAAUAUAUAAAAGAAAGAAAAGAUUAUGAAAAAAAAUUUUACCCACCUAAUUUUAAUUUUAAUAGAUUUCUGAUAAGUUCUAAUAAAUUCAAAAAAAGAAAAAGGAAAAAUCAAGAGUAUACUUCUAGUUAUGAAGAAGGUUUCUGUAAUUUUCUAAAUGAUAGUUUUACAUCCAAUUAUGAAUUUUCUACUGAGUCUGAGAAUUAUGGAGAACAUCUAAUCCAAAAUAAAAAAUUUAUUAAUUUUGAUGAUUUAUUCACAAAAAUACAUAAAAAAAAAAGAAACUUACUAAAAACAGAAAUUAGUAUAGGAAUGGAAAAAAGAAAAAAUUUUUUCAGUAAAGGAAAAAAUUAUAAUGAACAGAAUGAAAAUUCAAAAACAAAGAAUAAAAAUUUUUUUCAUUUUGUUAAUCAUCAAACACCAAAAGUAAUAGAUGAUGAAUCUAUUGAAUAUUAUAAUAAUAUGUUUAAUAAAAAUACUAGAAAUAAAACUAAACAUUAUAUUACUAUGGAUAAAAUAUAUAAUAUAAAUGAAAAUAUAAAACAUUCAUGUAAUUCUUUUGUUCGAAAUGAGACAUGUUCACAACAUAAAAGUGAUAUUAUGAGAGGAGAAAAUAAAAGAAAAGAAAAAAAAAUAAGUAAAAAUAUAAAAAAAAAAAAAUGUUCGUAUGUUUUAAAAAAUAAUCAUCAUACAUAUUUCACUGGUUAUAAUUAUGACACAGAUAUAUUAAUUGAUAAUAAUAAUAAUAAAAACCAAAAUUACAAAAAAAAGAAUUUUACUAAAAAUAGUUUUAGAAAGAAAGCAAUUAAUAAAAUUAUUAAUGAAUCUAAAAGGGAUACUUUGCAACAUAAUUUCUCAAGUAACAACUUAAAGAAUAUUCAAAAUAAACUUUCAAAUAAUAGUUUUAAUGUAAAAUAUAAAUUGAAAAACUCUAAUAUGAAUAGCAAUCAUAUAGAGAAUGAAGACAUAAUAAUUUAUACAAGGUUUAGUAAUGCAUUAGAUAACAAACUAAAAAAAAAAAAUUUUCUAAAUUAUAAAAAAGUUUUUAAAUAUUGGUAUAUAAAGAAUAUAACUAUUAGGAAUUAUAUAAGUCAUAAAUUAAUAAAUAAAAAAAAAAAAAAAUUAAAAAGAAAUAAUAUGGAAUAUAAAAAAAUUUCAAAAAAUAAUACCAUGAAAAAUAAAAUAUUAAGCGAUACUUAUAUAAUAACAAAAAAUAAUAUAGAUAACAAUAAUAAUAUAGAGGAAAUUAAAAAAAGUAAUAAAAAAUUUAUUAAUGAAAAUAAUGCAAUAUUUGGUUCUAUUAUGAGUGGCACGUCUGAGGGUAAAGAAGAAAAAGAAAAUAAUAAUUCUAAUAAGAUUAAUAAAAAAAUUUCUAAAAAUAAAGAUAAGGAUAAAUUUAAAUUAAAUGUAGAAAAUUUUUUUAAAAAAAAAGAAGUUAAUUUUAAUAAUGAAAAUUUUACAAAUAUUAAAGGUGAUAAUAACUUAUAUAACAAUAAUAAUAAUAAAAUUAACGUAAAAAAUUAUAUUAAAGAAGAUCAAAAUGAGGUUGAAAAUAAAGAAGAGAAAAAUAUGAAUAAUUCAGAUGAAGAUGAUGAUGAAAAUGAAAAGGACAUAAGUAAAGCAAAUGAAGAAUACAAAAAGUUUAAAAAAAAAGUAUCAAAAAAAUUAAGUUUUUAUAGUUUGAAAGAAAAAAGUUAUGUAACUGAUACUUUUGGUGAUAGCUCUUUUGCAAUUAAAUCUAAUGAAACAAAUAGAGGAAUAAAAGAAAAUGUAAAAAAAGAAUAUUUUACAGCUAGUCCAUCACUUAAAAAAAAAAAAAAUUUUUUUACUAAGAUUAAUCAUAUGUUUGCAAACUAUUUUAAAAGUAUGGAAGUAACUGAAAAGUCAAGUUCUAUUAGGAAUACACUUAAAAAUAAUACAGGAUUACGUAGUAAAUCUAAAAAUAGUGAAAAAAUUGUAAGUUCAUAUACGACUGUUAAUAAUAAAAACAUAGAUUUUGCAAAUAAAUUUGAUAACUAUAAUAAAAAAUUAUUAAAAAAAUUAACAUCAACAUUACAAUUAAAUAAAAAGAAAGUAAAAAAUUUCAGUACUUUUUAUUAUAAAUUUAAUGAUGAAGAAUUAGAAGAAGAAUAUACAAAAGAUUAUUAUAGAGAAAGAAUAAAUAUUGAUUUAACUAAAAAAUUAAUUAUUAUAUUUGUUAUAUCAGAAAUAAUUUUAGGCUUAAGUAAUGUAAUUGAGUUAUCUUAUUAUAACAAAAAUUCUAAAAAAAAUGACUUUAUAGUUAUUAUUUGGUUAAUUCGAUCUAUAUAUUUAUUCAUAAUAACAUAUAUAUGGCUGUUAUUAAAAGUAAAAUUAAAAGAAUAUAAAAAUAAUCCUAGUAAAAUGAUGUGGACUACAUUCAUUUUAAAUAUAUUUUUAUCUUCUUGGUGUAUUAUGAUAAUAGAUUUGUCAUGUAUACAUUUUAGUAAUUUAGUUAGUAAUUCAAAUGAAAGGUCAUUAUUCCUUAUGAAGGAUGCAACUGAAUUAGUCAUUUGUAUACAAUUAAUAUUUAUUAAAAAUAUGUUAUUUAAACAUAAAUUUUUUUUUUUAGUAUUUUUUUUUAUUUUCCUUAUUUAUUCAUUUUCUAAAUUAUUUAGUGUAACAUUGCAUGAAAUACAAGUUUGUUUUAGUCUUAUUUUAAUUCUUUUUAUAAAUAUACUUUAUUUUUGGUAUUCCGAAUAUUUAGAUAGAAUACAAUUUUUAGUAAAAAGAAAAAGAAAUAGAAUGGAAAAGACAUCUCAAGACUUUCUAACAAGAAUAUUACCAAGACAAGUUUUAGAAGAAUAUCAAAAUGAUAAUUUGCAAUUAACUUACAAGCAUGAGAAAAUUGCUUUUUUAUUUGCUGAUAUUGUUGGUUUCACAAAAUGGAGUAAAACUGUUGGUCCUAAAGACGUUUUAAAAUUAUUACAAAAACUAAUUUCUAAAAUUGACAAAGAUACAAUUAAACUAGGUUUAUACAAACUUUUUACUAUUGGAGAUGCUUAUGUUGCUACAAGUCAGCCUAAUUCAUCUAUAACUGAUGAAAGUGAAGCUGUUGAAGGAAUAUUAAAUAUUUUUAAAUUGGCUAAACUUAUUUUACAUAAUAUUAAUACUAUUAAAAUACAAUUCAAUAAGCAUGAUUUUAAUAUGAGAAUAGGAUUACAUUAUGGUUCAUGUGUUGGUGGUAUAAUAGGAUCUGUUCGAUUAAGAUAUGAUAUGUGGGGAUUAGAUGUAUUAAUAGCUAAUAAAAUUGAAUCUAAUGGAAUACCAGGAGAAAUUAUUUGUUCUGAACAAUUCAAGUCAUUUUUCUUAGAAAAUGAACCACAAGCGAAAUUAAAUUUUUGGUAUUAUAAAACAAUAUAUAUAAAUGAUAAAGAUAUAAAGUUAUAUGUUAUUGAAGACAAAAAUUAUGAAGAAGAUUAUGAUCAAAAAAUAUUAGAUUAUGAAACAUUAUUACAAUUGCGCAAAGAAAAAGAGAGACGUGAUUUAAUAUCUUUUGGUAAAUAA
This is a messenger RNA of Plasmodium gallinaceum, 9372 nucleotides long. It is a transcript of the gene GCbeta, whose product is annotated as guanylyl cyclase beta, putative. Gene Ontology annotation, molecular function: ATPase-coupled intramembrane lipid carrier activity. Gene Ontology annotation, cellular component: plasma membrane. Gene Ontology annotation, biological process: intracellular signal transduction; cyclic nucleotide biosynthetic process; phospholipid translocation. The coding region runs from base 1 to 9372 and encodes 3123 amino acids. NCBI's taxonomy places the organism in Eukaryota, Apicomplexa, Aconoidasida, Haemosporida, Plasmodiidae. The record is from RefSeq and is a predicted model, not a curated record. The transcript is spliced from 14 exons.